Molecule: messenger RNA, 1288 nt
Organism: Hippocampus zosterae (dwarf seahorse)
Lineage: Eukaryota; Metazoa; Chordata; Actinopteri; Syngnathiformes; Syngnathidae
Gene: prxl2c
Product: peroxiredoxin like 2C
Exons: 6
Coding region: 34-714 (226 amino acids)
Source: RefSeq, a predicted model, not a curated record
GCUGAACGUCUAAAAAUAGCUAUAAGAAAGAAAAUGGCAGAACUGAAGUUACCUGUAACUCGACAAAUCGAGAGCGGGAUUAUUCUGGAGAGUGAAUCUCCUCAGGUCAACGUGGACCUCCGAGACGUGGACGAUUGUUUCAUUUAUGACCGCCACGGAACGGCCAUCCCGUUCAAGAGUUUAUAUCAAGAAAGGAAGUCGAUCAUUAUUUUUGUACGGAAUUUCUUAUGUUACAGCUGCAAAGACUAUGUGGAUGAUCUGAGCAAAAUACCCAAAGAGGUUCUGGAGGAUGCCAACGUUAGUUUAAUUGUCAUUGGUCAGUCUGCUCAUCUUCACAUACAGCCUUUCUGUUCACUGACAGGAUACGCUCAUGAGAUCUACGUGGACCCUGAGAGGCUCAUUUACCACAAGCUAGGGAUGAAACGAGAAGAGAAGUUUACAGUCUCAGCCCAACCAAGUCCUCAUGUGAAGUCUGGUAUCUUAAUGGGCCAAAUGAGGAGUAUAUGGAGAGCCAUGACGAGUCCUGUAUUCGACUUCCAGGGUGAUCUUCAUCAGCAAGGUGGUGCUAUCAUUGCUGGACCAGGCUCUCAAGUGCAUUUCUGCCAUUUUGACAUGAACCAUCUGGACCACAUGCCCAUUAACUGGCUGCUGGAGCUCGCCGGAGUUCAAGGCACUCUGAACUUCAGCAAUAAACCCAAGGUCAUCCAUGUGUAACUGGCUGGCCUGAACCAAAGCGAACCCAUUUGCUUCUACCUUGCAACACAGGACUUUGCGGCACUGUGUGUUGGGAAAAUUUGGGGGGAGGAUACACCAGUGCUCCAAUCCCAAAUUGGCUGCUAAACACCUGAAUAAGUCUGACAUGUCUUAAUAUGAGAUUCAAGAGCAUACAUAUUCAUACAGUACAGUGUUCCCCCUCUACAUGAUAUAUCCGUGUUUAUCAUUUUCACCCCUGCUAUAUCCACAUUGUGGGAUUUAUCUGCAGUUAUUAGCAAUAUUUUCUUAUAAUAUACAGCACUUUUACUGUAACGUGGAAAAAGAAAACCACAGUCUCCGGUGCACUUUCAGCUGUGCACUGAUAACACCAAGAGAACACCCAGACACUCUCGCAUCCCACCAGGCCUCACCUCAUUAUCUAAACACACAGACAGUACAAUAAGUAUUUAUUAUACAUUUUAUGCUGGUAUGUUUUUAUGUUCACAAAUACAUUUGCAAUGUGUUUAAAACGUGUUUUAAUACAUCUAGAUGUGUUUAAAGUGUGUGGGAGGGAUAAAACUAUAAAAUAACUUUA